This is a messenger RNA of Cydia strobilella, 1224 nucleotides long. RefSeq names its product acidic mammalian chitinase-like. The coding region runs from base 1 to 1224 and encodes 407 amino acids. The transcript has 9 exons. Gene Ontology annotation, molecular function: chitin binding; chitinase activity. The record is from RefSeq and is a predicted model, not a curated record. NCBI's taxonomy places the organism in Eukaryota, Metazoa, Arthropoda, Insecta, Lepidoptera, Tortricidae. Gene Ontology annotation, cellular component: extracellular region. Gene Ontology annotation, biological process: chitin catabolic process; carbohydrate metabolic process.
AUGCGACAAGGAUGGUUUCAAAAAGGUGGAGAAGAGAAAGAAGCCAGCCCAUCAGAAUUAGUGCACCGACUGGACCCAACCAUUUGCUACGUCCUGCAACACCAACGACGCUGCUACUCAGUUGUAUUCUGCUACUACGAAGAAUGGGCCAACGAGAGGCCCUCAGUCGGCCGCUUCGGCGUCAGCGAUCUGCCCACGGACCUUUGCACGCACAUCGCCUACUCAUUCAUUACGCUCGACGGACCCACGGGAAACCUUACUAUCCCUGAAGAUACUUCUUAUGAGGGCAAGUCCAAUGCCGUCGCCGAACUCAUAGCCUUGAAACAGAUCGAUCCUGAUUUGAAAAUCUUGAUUUCUGUUGGCGGUUGGACAGAAGGUUCGACUAACUUUUCGGCGGUGGUCAAUGACGACGCUCUAAGGGCAAACUUCGUCAAAAACUUGUACGAGUACAUUGACACCAAAGGCUUCGAUGGUUGUGAUGUGGACUGGGAGUACCCUACCCAAAGAGGAGGCCUGGAGACAGAUAAGGAAAAAUUCAUUUCGUUGAUAAAGGAGUUGAAAGAAGCGUUCACGCCUAAAGGAUAUUUACUGACCGCCGCCGUGGCCGCCACCCAGGAACACAUCGACCAGUCAUAUGACGUCGUAGCACUCAACGAAUACCUGGACUACAUAAACCUGAUGACAUACGAUCUUCACGGCACCUGGGACACAGUGACAGGCGCCAACGCCCCUCUUUACCCGCAGUUAACCGAUGGUCCUGAUGUCAAUAUGAAUGUUAAUAAUUCUGUCCACGUCUGGAUCGAAAACGGCGCGUCUCCAUCCAAGAUCCUGCUCGGCCUAGGAAACUACGGAAAGACCUUCACCCUGACCAGUUUGAACAACACCAGCACUGGUGCACCUUUCGACGGGGCCGGAGAAGCCGGUCCCUAUACUAGCGAAGCCGGCACUUUGGCUUAUUAUGAGAUCUGCGACGACCAGAAGAACAAUCCUUCUGAAUGGAGCAUCACCCAGGUAGAGGACAGCUACGUGUAUGCCAACAAGGACCUCUUGUGGGUCGGCUACGAUAACGCGAAAACCAUCUACGCUAAGGCACGCUUCGCCAAGAAAAUGGGUCUAGGUGGUAUUAUGUACUGGUCCCCAGAUUUGGACGACUUCUACGGUCUCUGCGGGAAUAAGUUCCCGCUCACCAUAGCGGGCGUCAAGGGAUUCAAGGGAUUUAAAUAA